AUGGCUCAUCAGAUCCCCAUCGUCGUCGGCGUCGGCGACUUCGUCAACCGAUCCACCGCGGUUGCCGACGCGCUGGAGCCGUUGACGCUCAUCCUCAACGCCAUCAACAACGCGCUCGACGACACCGGUCUCCCCCAGGACAAGAGGCGGCAGGUCCAGGCCGCCGUCGACAGCAUCGACGUCGUCCGCACGUGGACCUGGCCCUACGACGACCUCCCGGGCGACAUUGCCCGUGGCCUCGGGGUCGAGCCGCGCCAUAAAUUCUACAGCGACCACGGCGGAAACAAGGUCGCCAAAUUGUUCGAUCAUGCCGCGAGGAGGAUCUCGCAGGGCCAGACGAACGUCGCGAUUGUCACGGGAGGAGAGGCUUUGGCGUCCCUGAGCGCGUGUGCUGCGGCGAAGAAGUUCCCGCCGCCGGGUUGGACCAAGACGAAGGUAAGGGUCGACGGAGUUUUCAGUCCCACAGACAGAGAUAUGGGCAAAGAUCUCGGUGCCAUCCACUCGAUAGGCGCCCCCAUCCAUAUCUAUCCGCUUUUCGAAAACGGUUUCCGCGCCCACCGCGGCCAGUCGAUACCCGACAACCACGAGGAGUCGUCUCAGCUGUACGCCGAAUUCGCCAAAGUCGCUGAGAAGUCGCCAUACUCGUGGAACUACGGCAAGCCGGCGCCCACGAAGGAGGUCAUCGGGACGGUAACGAAGCGCAAUCGCAUGAUUUGCUUGCCCUAUCCCCUUCUCAUGAAUGCAUUCAACACCAUCAAUCUGGCCGGCGCAUGCAUUCUGACCUCGACAGCCUACGCCGAGGAACUUGGUAUUCCCAAGGAAAAGUGGAUCUAUGCCCUCGGUGGUGCUGGCACACAAGACUGCGACAACUUUUGGGAACGACCCAACUUCUACACAAGUCCAUCGAUCGAACAGUCCAUUGACACGGCACUGCGUGUCUCGGGUGUCGACAAGGAAGAAAUUGACCUUUUCGACUUUUAUUCAUGUUUCCCGAUUGUCCCCAAGGUCGCUGCAACACACCUGGGCCUACCCAUCACGCAUGGAACCAAGCCAAUCACUCUCCUUGGCGGGCUGACCAGCUUCGGAGGUGCAGGAAACAAUUACUCCAUGCACGCCAUCACCGAGAUGACGCGACAACUGAGACAGGGCAAAGGCCGAAACGGCCUGAUCCUUGCGAACGGUGGUGUCAUGACUUACCAGCACGUGUUGUGUUUGUCGACGACACGCCGACGAGAUGGCUCCCCUUACCCAGACAGAGACCCGUUGCCGCAGUUUGUGACUGGCCUCACUGUCCCGAAGAUCGACGCCAAGGUCGAGGGAGAGCAGGAUGCGGUCAUCGAGACAUACACUGUUGAAUUCAAACGUGACAACACCCCGCUCCGGGCAUAUAUCGUGGGUCGACUGAAGAAGAACGACCACCGGUUCGUCGCCAACCACGCGGACGAGGAGACACUGCGGCAGCUUUCGACCGGGACGGAUGAGAAGAUUGGACGGGCAGGACGGGUCCACAGCGAUGGAGUGAGGAACUUUUUGUCGCUGAAGAAGGAGACACGGGGCAAGUUGUAG
Fonsecaea nubica is the source of this 1566-nucleotide messenger RNA. RefSeq lists its product as hypothetical. NCBI's taxonomy places the organism in Eukaryota, Fungi, Ascomycota, Eurotiomycetes, Chaetothyriales, Herpotrichiellaceae. Gene Ontology annotation, molecular function: acyltransferase activity. The record is from RefSeq and is a predicted model, not a curated record. The transcript is spliced from 8 exons. The coding region runs from base 1 to 1566 and encodes 521 amino acids.